AUGGAAGAUUCAUCAUCAAAUGUAACAAUCGAUGAUUUAGUUAUAGCGAAUUCGGAUUUAUAUGAAUCAAUUCGUAAAUCAUUUACACGUGAUCCAUUUGAUCAUUAUGUUAAUGGUAUAUGUGGUUUAUUCAUUUGUUUUCUUGGCAUAAUAAGUAAUGCUCUUAGUUUUUCAAUACUAAUACGUCGAACAAUGCGGCUUUCAACAUAUGUUUAUUUGGCUGGUUUAUGUUUAAGUGAUUUUACAACUUGUCUUUUUCUUAUACCUGAUUAUAUAUUAUAUGCAUAUCCAAUAAAUAUACCUGAUUAUGAUUUACCAAGAACUUAUAGAUAUACACAAAUAAUUAUAAUAACAGCUGCAAUAAGUACAACAGCUCGUGUACUUAGUGUAUGGCUUUGUGUAGCUUUUACAAUUGAUCGAUGGAUAAUGAUAUGUCGACCAUUUGACGGUCCACAUUAUUGUACAAUGAAGACUGCUAGACGUGUUACAUUUAUUAUUUAUAUAAUUGGCCUUUUCUAUGCUCUUCCACUUAUGUUUGAAUAUGAAGCACAUGAAGAAAAUGUUUUAAAUGAAUUAUUUUUAAAAAAACAAAAUAAAAAAUUUUAUCGUUAUAAAUUAAGUAAAUUAGGAAAAAAUUCAAUAUUUCGAUGGAUUUAUGUUUUAAUAAAUGCUAUUGCUGUUUAUCUUAUUCCAUUAACAAUUAUAAUUAUACUUAAUAGAAAAUUACUUUUAUCAAUACGUUUAUUAGAACGUCGUUCAGCUGAAUAUAAUGCACCAUUACCAACUAAACAAGGUGUAACAAUAAUGUUAUUAGCAACAACACUCAUGCUUCUUGUAUUUCGAUCUCCAUCUGCUGUUGUAUCAAUUAUGUGGUUAAUUAGUGCAAAAAUGUUUAUACGUGAAAAACCACCAUUUCUUUUAAGAAAAUUUCAUUCAAUUGCAAAUUUAUGUGCAACAUUAAAUUCAGCAACAACAUUUAUUAUGUUUAUUAUAUAUGGAACAAAAUUUCGAUCUGAAUUUACUUAUGUUUAUUGUUAUUGUUUAAAUAAAAUGAAAAAAAAAGAAAAAUUAAAUAAAACUAUAAUAAAACAUGAACAAGAACAACAAAUGAAACAAUUAAUAUCAAAUGAUUCUCCUAUUAAUCAACAAAUUAUUAAUAAUGAAAUUAAAAAUCAAUCAAAUAAAAUUGUUCGUCAAGCAACAAUUCAAUCAAAUGAUACAACAACAACAACAACAUCAGAAAGAAAUUCAUUUCCAUUAUUAAAACUUCUUAAAUAUCCUCGAAGAAAACGUCAAUAUUCUCAUGAAAAAGAAUAUGAUUCACAAAAUCCUAUUAAUAAUGAAGAAGAACAUAAUCAAAUUCAACAUCUAGAUGAUCAAUCUUAUUUAAAUGAUAAUAAUAAUAAUAAUAAAAAAUCACUUCCAUUACGAGUAUCAUAUGAUGAUUGCCUUAAAAGAUUAAUUAAUUGUCGAUAA
Molecule: messenger RNA, 1476 nt
Organism: Rotaria sp. Silwood1
Lineage: Eukaryota; Metazoa; Rotifera; Eurotatoria; Philodinida; Philodinidae
Source: the annotation of a GenBank genome assembly